AUGACCGUAGCGUUCCCAUGCAGGCUUUGCGGCAAGAUCUACGCUCACAAAUCUUCAAUGUAUACUCAUCUACGAUUAUGUGGCAAAGAGCCUAAAUUCAGCUGCGUUCUUUGCGGCAGGAGAUUCAAGUACAAACACAGACUGCAGUCACAUCUUACGUCGAAUCCUAUUUGCGGAAGACGUGGAUCUGCUUCCAGUGUGCGAAACCCCAAAGGACCGAAGGUGUGCAGCGUAUGGAGUAUAUCUUCCAAUGAGUUCAAAGAUACGGAUUUUUUAAAAAUGAGAAGCUUUACUGACUCCAUGAUUUUCUCAACGAACUCAAACAAUCAACGACUGAUGUAUUCGUGCAACGUAUGUGGCAACGAAUAUACAUGGAUAAGCAGUUUACGUCGUCAUCAAUUGCAGUGCGGGGACGAGAAUAACAGAAAAUUAAACUUCGUGAUAUGUCCCGAUUGCGGAAGAAUUUGCAAAGAUGACACUCAUCUACUACGCAGAGAAUGUAAAAAGGAACGCAAUUUUAUCUGUUCGACAUGUGAUAAAGCUUUCAGACGGAAGUAUCACUUGCAAAGACACAUGUAUCUAAAUCUCCCGAAACUGAUCGUGAAGAACAUACAGAAGCUGAAAUACGCGAAGAAGCCAGUAAUCUACAAAUGCACAAGAUGCACCAAGAGUUAUCAAUUGGAAACAUCCUUGCGAAGACAUCAGAGAUUGGAGUGUGGUGUCCAUCCCAAGUACAAAUGCAUAAUAUGUGGCAAACAAUUUACGCAUAAAUUUGUAUUAACUCAUCAUUUAGCGUCCUGCAAGAAAAAAACAGCUUGGAAUGGGAUAUGGUAA
Messenger RNA from Atta colombica, 834 nucleotides. Its product is annotated as zinc finger protein 134-like. Gene Ontology annotation, biological process: regulation of DNA-templated transcription. The record is from RefSeq and is a predicted model, not a curated record. Gene Ontology annotation, molecular function: RNA polymerase II cis-regulatory region sequence-specific DNA binding; DNA-binding transcription factor activity, RNA polymerase II-specific. Bases 1 to 834 code for a protein of 277 amino acids. Lineage: Eukaryota; Metazoa; Arthropoda; Insecta; Hymenoptera; Formicidae. The transcript is spliced from 7 exons.